UUUGGUAUCAGGAACACAGAGCUAGGGAUUGAUUUCCGCUAACUCCUCACAAUGUCUCUCUUCUUCUGUUCUCACUCAUUUCCCUAAGAACAUAAAACUGAAGAAUUUUCUUUUGAGUUGAAGCAAAAAGUGUCUUUUGAAUUCAACAAGAAAAAUGUCAGGUUGCAGUCCAAAUAAGAGGUUUUUUGAUUGAGAGGGGAGAAAAUGCGUCGUUUGAUUUUGAUUUCAUCACGUUCAAAUCUGCUUCCACCUUUUCAAUUUCAAACCCUAUCCACAACCACCGUCACAGAGAGGCCAUUUCCUCCUCCUCCGCCUCCCGAUGAGGCCACCGUCCGCCAAACGCUGCUCUCCUUCAACAAUGAUUGGAAGCGAGCCCUGGAGUUCUUCGACUGGGUGGAGGAAGCUCACUCCCACUGCAACUUUCGCCACUCCACCGACACCUUCAACCUCGUACUCGACAUCCUGGCCAAGUUCUUCGAGUUCGAUCUCUGUUGGCACCUCAUUCGCCGCAUGCACUCCCGCCCCUCCUCUCCCCCCAACCACACCACAUUCCGUGUCAUCUUUAAGCGCUAUGUUUCCGCGCAUCUUGUCCAAGACGCCAUCGACACCUUCCACCGCCUCGAAGAGUUCAACCUCAAGGAUCACACCUCCUUCUCCCACCUCAUAGACGCCCUCUGCGAGUACAAGCACGCCGUCGAGGCACAAGACCUUGUCUUCUCUAAAGACAUGCCCGUCGACGUAAUUGGAAACACCAAGAUCCACAACAUGGUUCUCCGUGGGUGGUUCAAAUUGGGGUGGUGGAGCAAAUGCAACGAGUUCUGGGAGGAGAUGGAUAGAAAAGGGGUUCAAAAGGAUUUGCACUCGUACUCAAUUUACAUGGAUAUCCUGUGCAAAGCGGGAAAACCUUGGAAAGCUGUCAAAUUGUUCAAAGAGGUUAAGAGGAAGGGUUUCCAAUUAGAUGUUGUGGUUUAUAACAUUCUCAUUCGAGCCAUUGGUCUUUCCCAAGGGGUUGAUUUCUCGAUCAGGGUUUUCCGUGAAAUGAAGGAGUUGGGUAUUAACCCCACUGUUGUCACUUACAACACUUUGAUUAGGCUUUUGUGUGACUGCUACAGACACAAGGAGGCACUUGCCUUGCUUCGAACCAUGGCUCGGGAUGCUUGCCACCCCACUGCCAUUUCUUACCAUUGUUUCUUUGCCUCUAUGGAGAAGCCUAAACAGAUACUUGCCAUGUUUGAUGACAUGAUAGAGAGUGGGGUUAGGCCUAGCAUGGACACCUAUGUCAUGCUCCUCAACAAGUUUGGUAGGUGGGGGUUUCUUCGCCCGGUUUUUAUGAUAUGGAAUAGAAUGGAACAACUUGGGUGUAGUCCUGAUGCAGCAGCUUACAAUGCCUUGAUAGAUGCCCUUGUAGACAAGGGGUUGAUAGAUAUGGCUAGGAAGUACGAUGAGGAGAUGUUAACGAAAGGACUUUCUCCUAAGCCAAGAAAAGAGUUGGGGACAAAGCUGUUAGGAGGAGAAUCUGCUGAUUUAUUGGACGGGUAUUCUCAAAGUACCAUACAGACACAAAACGUUCCACUAGUCUAGACAAUGUACUUCAGUGGCUUAAGAUGAACUGGAAAGUUUUGUGGUCUAUAAUAGAAAGUCUGAAAUGUACUUGAUACAAAAACUUUAUACUCGUAUAUUUGACCAGACAUCCGGAGGAGAAGGGCACAUUCCGAAGUUGAAGAUAUUGAGGAAAGGUGUUCCGAUGAAAAGAAUCCCAAGGGCAUAACCCUACACCUUUUCAAACCAGAAGCUGAAAGAUUUGGGAUUGGAAUUCACUCCAGUGAGUCAGUGUCUGUAUGAAACAGUUAAGAGUCUGCAGGAGAAGGGCAUCUUCCUCUUUCAACUACAGUGAAACCAUAAACAAGGUUGCCCCUUUUGUUUAAUUUGUCAACACCACUUUAAUUCAGGACAAGAAGCUGCAGCUUUUAACAAUCUGGGCUAGCUCAUGUUAUGUUAUAAGAGAGUCCUACAACAGUAAACUGUAUUUGGAUUUUGUAAAAAAGACAUCAACC
This is a messenger RNA of Vigna unguiculata (cowpea), 2054 nucleotides long. Its product is annotated as pentatricopeptide repeat-containing protein At1g80550, mitochondrial-like. Lineage: Eukaryota; Viridiplantae; Streptophyta; Magnoliopsida; Fabales; Fabaceae. Gene Ontology annotation, cellular component: mitochondrion. The record is from RefSeq and is a predicted model, not a curated record. Gene Ontology annotation, molecular function: mRNA binding; protein binding.